Sclerotinia borealis F-4128 is the source of this 3489-nucleotide messenger RNA. NCBI's taxonomy places the organism in Eukaryota, Fungi, Ascomycota, Leotiomycetes, Helotiales, Sclerotiniaceae. The record is from the annotation of a GenBank genome assembly.
AUGGCCUUCGUCGCAAGUAUACGAGCAAAUGCUCACCCCUCAACUCCUGAUUUCGAGACUCAUUACGCUUCAAAUCAUCAAUCGACUGAUUCGACUCCAUCUGAUCUCACGGACUCAACUACCCCGGUCACCCUUCCACUUCCACAUCCACAUCUAGAGAACCAACAUCGGCCGAAUCCUCGACCAAAGAAUCCUACAUAUUCGCAGUACUCACAAACACAGUCAGCCACAGCCCGAUCCCGCGCAUAUUCAACAGCCUCCACGUCGUCUAUCAACUCUGUUCGUCGCAAACCUUUACCUGUAAGUGCCUCACCUCUGGCAACUAGGUUUUCCACCAGGUAUUCCACGGCGGAAUACUUCAGUCCAUCUAUCGAAGAGUUACCAGAGCCGGAUCUGCCAUAUUCAAGGUACACGAAUGUUGAAGAUAGUCCAACACUUUACGAAUUUCCAUCGGAUUUGAAGAGCGCCACUCCAUUUACCCCAGAGAGUUCUAGCAACAGAAGUUCCGUCCGAAGUUCAAUAAGAAGUUCAAAGAGCUCUAAGAGUUCUAAAAGUGCCAAAAGUGUCAAAAGUGUCUCGAAACUACAACGACCGUCAUCAAAAAGAUAUUCCAGUGAACAUAUCGCUUGGACGACAGUGACGCCGACGCUAUCAGAACAACCCCCAGAGCCCGAAGAACAAAUCCUCAGCCCAAAAAGUCCGAAUCUCCUAGUCCCGUCUCAUUCACAUUCACCGGGGGCCUCAAGGCAUGCAAGAUUAGUUAGUGAUCCAGCAUUAAGUUCUGAUUCUGAUUCUACCGGUCAUUGGUACGGGAAUUCGAGUCCAGGAAGUCGCCCAGGUUCUGCUACUAUGUCCAUAUUCUCAUCCAAACCUACACCACCACAUAUUAUUAUACCUAAUGCUCCAGCACGAACCUACUCUCACGAAUCGCAUGAAUCUUCUUCGACUAUACACAUACCUAAAUCGCCAGGGAAGCUUGGCUCUUUCUUCAGUUGGGGAGGUGCCGCAUCCCCAUCUAGUUCAACAACUACCUUUUCGGAAGACAAGGCAGAUUAUUCACCAAAUUCUCCCAUACCCUCAUCAAAUGCGUCCCCAAAUAAACUUUCAGAAUUCGAAGAUCCCCAUUCAAGGACGUACAAUAGUAAAGCGCCGCCAAUCGCAAUCGAUAUACCCAAAGCCAAUGCAGAUGCGGCAAGUUAUCUCGGAAACGCAUAUCUACAAAUACCCAUAGCAACGCCUAGUCCCCCGCCUUUACUUGUCGACGAGAUGGAGAAAGAAUUGAAGGAUAUUAGCCAAGAGCUGGCGUCUUCUAUAAGAAGGGAGAUGGAUUUGGAGGAUCUUGUAGACCGAUUACAACUCGAAGCCCAAAAUUCAGGAACAAAUACUAGCAAGCGAACAAGUGAUUACUUUUCGGAUUCCGGAACAAGCGUGAUUCCCAGAUAUGGAGAUCCUGAUCCGAAGCAGGAGGAGCUUGAUCGAAUACAAAGGAAAACGGAACAAGAGAAGGCUUCGAUUAGACUAGAACUUACAGAUAAGGUACAAGAUGAACGAGCCAUAAGAAAACAGCUUGAGACACAAAUUCGUUCAUUGGAAGAAAGGGCGGCUCAGGUUGACCUUACAGCUAUCAAUUCUCUUGGUAUCAAUGGACGACUGAAAGAAUUGGAGACAACCUGUGAGGAUCUUCGUCGCAAAUUAUCCGAAGAGAAACAGAUUAGGGAAAACUUUGAAGACCUUUUAACUGCACUCAAGGGAGACCUCGAAACCUCUCACAACGAGCGGGACAACUUACGAGAUGAGGUUGUUCCUCAGCUCAAAGCCCGUGUCGAAGGACUUGAAGCGCAAGCUGCAGAGCAUGAAAGGCUGACUUACGAGCAAUCCAAAAUGACUCAAGAACUCCAAACGCUCAAGAAAGAAAAUACCACCCUGAUCAAUGCACAAAGACUACAAAUGGAGAUGAAUCAGUUCAAUUCUAUUUCGGAGGAGGAUAGCAUAGGUAGCAUAAGCAGCCUGCCAAAGUCUAGGUCAUCUAUAAUGAGCAUUGGUGGUUUAAGUGGACUCGGUAGUCUAGGUGGUCUAGGUGGUUUGAAACGAUCCAAUUCUCUCGCACAUACUGGUAAAACGGCUAGAUCACCUGGUGGAUUAUCAAGGACAACUUCUGUCAAGACCACAGAGUCUAGAGAUGCUCUAGCGGAACGUGUGAAGGAUAUUGAGCUUCAACGAGAUUCGCUACAUCGGGCUCUCAAAAGCUUACUCGAACGUCAAGAGCACCAAAAUCAUGAAAAUGAAAAGAAAAUUCGCCAAUUGGAAAUGGAAAGAGAUCGUGCCCUAAACCAAUCACCCAGGCGGCAAGGAUACGAUAAGGAAGUUUCCAGUUUAAGAGAAGAAAUUAAUACCCUUCGCCGUCGCGCGGAUGAAGCAAUCGAGCAGAAGUGGCAAUGUGAGAAAGGCCUAGGAGGUUUGAAGAUGGAUCUCGAUCGCGCUGAACAAGAAAUCGGUUCGCUGCGAAGCCUGUUGCAAGAAAAGGACAUAUUGAUCAAGCGAUCGAGUACAGAUUCUAGACCCGGCAGCUCACACGCAACCUCUGAGACACUUGAGCGUUCGUAUCGGGAUCUUCAGUCGGCUUACACAGCUUCUAUUGAGCGAGUCAAGGAACUUGAGAUCUCAGCCUCUGGUGACGAGGCCACCGCACGAGCUAUGGAGCAGCUGGAGAGGAGCUUGUCUGAUGCAAUUUCCGAAAGAGAUGUUGUAAAGCAAGAGCUUGAGGCAGUUAGGGAGCAAUCGGAAUCAUUGAGGGACUCCGAGAAGGUAAAUCUUCAGGAUGAGAUGCUCUUGGCAGAUGAGCUACGUGAAUCGGCCAAACGUGUUGAAGAAUUGGCUGGACAAGUCAGAUCACAACUUGCUUCAAAUAGUACCCUCAGGCAGCGUCUGGCUGAUGCUAUCGAACGAGGAGAGAAGGAGCAGAAAGCCAAUGCGCAAAAGAUUACGUUCCUCCAAACAAAGCUCAAGGCUCUCGAGGACCAGCUUAUGACUGCUCAGAACGUAUCUGAGGUGAGAAUUACUCGUCAUGAAGAUGAGAUUCGUGAUCUCAAGGACAGCCACAAUGUCCAGCUUCACCGCGUGAAGUCUGACCUCCGCUCACCUCGUUCAUUCGGGCCUAAAACUCCCAUGUCCCCAUUAUUCGCAAAUGCGAAGAAGGUGCCACGCCUGUCCGUCACCACUUCCGGUAAAGGAAUGUCGGUAUCUGAGGACUCACAGGUUGAGUUCUUGAAACAACAAGUCGUUAAUUUGGAAGCUGCACUUGCAGAAGCCGAUACCGAAAUGGAGGAAGUUGUCGGUCGUAUGAAUAUCGCACAAAUCGAAGUAAUGGAACUACAAAACGAAAAAGAAGAAGCGGUACGUCAAACGAAGAAAUUACAGAAAAUGAUUGAGCAAGAAAAAUUAAGAGCUUUCAAGGGAAAAUUCGCUUCUCUUAACUCGACAUUCCAAUGA